Messenger RNA from Arabidopsis thaliana (thale cress), 2725 nucleotides. RefSeq names its product DNA glycosylase superfamily protein. Bases 359 to 1543 code for a protein of 394 amino acids. NCBI's taxonomy places the organism in Eukaryota, Viridiplantae, Streptophyta, Magnoliopsida, Brassicales, Brassicaceae. The record is from RefSeq and is marked reviewed. Gene Ontology annotation, biological process: DNA repair; base-excision repair. The transcript has a single exon. Gene Ontology annotation, molecular function: hydrolase activity; catalytic activity; damaged DNA binding.
AAAAAAUACAUCAAAUACUUUCUUUCCUUCUUUUUUUGGUGAAGACUAUUUUCCUCGCUCACACAACCCAAAGACUAGUUCUUGACCUCUAAUAAAAUAACUGUAGGGUUUAUUGAGCCCAAUUUAAAGACCCAAGCAAAACCAUAUUGGGCUUAUUAAGAUAGGCCCAUAUUGAGGACGUCGGAGCGUGAAGGGCACUCUCAUGAAAAGCGCGUUAGAGAAGAAUUAACGUCAAGACCCGAGACGCAACUUCACUCGGUCGUGGCUAAUUCUCCGAUUAGGUUUUCGAUUCUCUUCGUCUUCGUCUCUGAAGCGACCAAAAACCCUAAUUCUAUCAAUUCGAAAUCUUCAAUUUCACAUGGGUGAACAUUCACCUUCUCAACCAUCAUCUCAUACUCUUCCUCCAAACCAACCGGAAUCACCCAAUCACGAAACCCCUAAUCCAAUUCCACCGGAAACCAACGAUGACGACUCCGCCUCAUCCGCCGGAGUUUCUGGCUCAAUCGUCUCAUCAACCACCAUUGAAGCACCACAAGUCACUGAAUUAGGCAAUGUAUCGUCUCCACCUACCAAGAUCCCUCUCCGUCCUCGAAAAAUCAGAAAACUUUCACCCGACGACGACGCUUCCGACGGAUUCAAUCCGGAGCAUAACCUUUCUCAGAUGACGACGACGAAACCGGCAACGAAGAGUAAAUUAUCACAGUCACGCACUGUAACCGUGCCGAGAAUCCAAGCAAGGUCUCUCACUUGUGAAGGCGAGCUUGAAGCAGCUCUUCACCAUCUCCGAAGUGUUGAUCCUCUGCUCGCGUCUUUAAUCGACAUUCAUCCACCACCAACGUUCGAGACUUUUCAGACUCCGUUCUUGGCGUUGAUUCGAAGCAUUCUUUAUCAGCAAUUAGCAGCUAAAGCAGGUAAUUCAAUCUACACACGCUUCGUUGCCUUAUGCGGCGGUGAAAACGGCGUCGUGCCAGAGAAUGUAUUGCCUUUAACACCUCAACAGCUUCGUCAAAUUGGUGUUUCCGGGCGUAAAGCGAGUUACCUUCAUGAUCUUGCUAGGAAAUAUCAAAAUGGGAUCUUGUCGGAUUCUGGAAUAGUGAAUAUGGAUGAGAAAUCUUUGUUCACGAUGUUAACAAUGGUGAAUGGGAUUGGGUCAUGGUCGGUCCAUAUGUUUAUGAUAAACUCUCUUCAUAGACCUGAUGUGUUACCAGUUAAUGAUCUUGGUGUAAGGAAGGGUGUGCAGAUGCUUAAUGGUAUGGAGGAUUUGCCUCGUCCAUCCAAAAUGGAGCAGCUUUGCGAGAAAUGGCGUCCGUAUAGAUCAGUAGCGUCUUGGUACUUGUGGCGGCUCAUUGAAUCUAAAAAUACACCACCUAAUGCUGCGGCUGCUACGGCCGGAGCUGCUCUUUCGUUUCCACAGUUGGAAGACAUUCAGCAACAAGAACAAGAACAGCAACAUCAACAACAUCAGCAACAACAGCCGCAGCUUAUGGACCCUCUUAAUAAUGUGUUCAGUAUCGGGUAUAGUCAGCUACAUUGUGCAACUUAGUAUCUCAGUGGUUAAUAUGCAAAAUACAUGUCCUCUGCUUUCUACUUUGCUUGAAUUUUGGUACCGUUAUUGUUGAAUAUGUUCUUUAGAUAGAGAGAGCAUUGAGUGAUUGUGUUAUUGCUAUUACUUGCUGAGAGUAAGUAAGUACGAACGUGUUUUUUCUCGUCUCCUAAAGUCAAUCUCAGUGCUUCAACUCAUUUUACUUUCACUUGCUAUGCAUGUGGUAUAUGUUCUUAUAAUUAAGAUCUGUGUAAAUUGGUUUUAGUUCGUAAGAAAAUACUCAAGUCACCUGAGAAGAUAGGGUAGUUUUGUGGAGCUUAGGAUGUUCCAGGAUAGCAUCUAUGUAGGGAAUUGGUUUGAGGUUGAUUUCAAUGGCUGGAUAGACCUAUUUGAUCUUCUGAUUUUAGUUGAUAGAUUACUCAUGUCCAGUCCUUUGCUUAUCUUAAUUUAGUCCUCAGCCUUAGCCUAUGCAUCAGAGUGAUAUUUGUGUGUUUCAACGUAAUCACGUUUAUGGCAGUGUAUGCCUCCACUAAACCUUGAUGAGAUGGAAGAAAAUGGUCAUUUAGGACUUCUAAUAGUUGAUAAGUUCACCUACUUCUGGUGUACUAAUGGUUCACAUUGCCACAAGCAAAUGCAAAAUAUACAGUGGAUUGAACAUUUAUAGAAGUGAAUAUUUUCUUAUCCAAGUCACUGUUUUCUGUAAUGCUGAAAUACUUGGUUGUGAAUUAUGGACUAGUGACAAUAAUAGCAGCAAUGUUUUAUACAUUGUAUUCUUCUAAUUUAGUUAUGUUUGCCUUCUUAACAGGGCAUGGGGCCAAACGUAGCUGACUUUGCACCUUAAAUUAUCGUCUCUCAUAGCGUGAUAGGGAUUCUGGUCCGGUGGUCUUCAGCUACUGUCUGGUGAAGAAGUCUUUGUUCCACAGCUUGGAAAUAAGAAUAAAAAUGGCCAUGGAACAGAAAUCUUCUUUAGCUAAGUGAAGAGUAUGUAAGAUUUAAGCUUAGCUAAUGAACUUGACAUCGAUUUUCUUUUUGUUGGAGACUUGAACUCGUCUAAAGAAACCUCUAAAGCGUUUCCUGAUUCGUAUCUAAAACAGAGCAACAUAUUUGAUUUCUAAAACAGAGCGACGUCUCCAUACAAAAUAACUAACACAUGGUUUUUGGCCGAGGAAGAAUAGUCACAAG